Molecule: messenger RNA, 1527 nt
Organism: Oncorhynchus mykiss (rainbow trout)
Lineage: Eukaryota; Metazoa; Chordata; Actinopteri; Salmoniformes; Salmonidae
Source: RefSeq, a predicted model, not a curated record
AUGGAUGAGGUGCUGGGAGGGUUGGGGGCUGAGGCUGGCAGGGAUGAGGUGCUGGGAGGAUUGGAGGCUGAGGCUGGCAGGGAUGAGGUGCUGGGAGGGUUGGAGGCUGGCAGGGAUGAGGUGCUGGGAGGAUUGGAGGCUGGCAGGGAUGAGGUGCUGGGAGGAUUGGAGGCUGGCAGGGAUGAGGUGCUGGGAGGAUUGGAGGCUGAGGCUGGGAGGGAUGAGGUGCUGGGAGGGUUGGAGGCUGAGGCUGGGAGGGAUGAGGUGCUGGGAGGGUUGGAGGCUGAGGCUGGGAUGAGUUGCUGGGAGGGUUGGAGGCUGGCAGGGAUGAGGUGCUGGGAGGAUUGGAGGCUGAGGCUGGCAGGGAUGAGGUGCUGGGAGGAUUGGAGGCUGAGGCUGGCAGGGAUGAGCACGGCCGACCGAGCACCUGACCUGCCAGUCCACAUGGACACCACCUCCACCCACAUGCAACAAGGCAUCCUGGCUAACGACAGUCUCAGCCUCCACCUCGACCGGCCGGGGUUCCACUCUGACAUCACCAAGCAUGUAGGAGUCCAGGGUGCUUUGAUCACAGCGUACAGUCUGAUCAUCCUACUGGGUCUAGUAGGCAACGCCCUUGUCAUCUACAUGAUCAUCCGCUUCCGGAACAUGAGGACGGUCACUAACUUCUUCAUAGCUAACCUGGCGCUGGCCGACCUGUUGGUGGAUACGUUGUGUUUACCGUUCACACUGGUUUAUACCUUGCUCGACGAGUGGAAGUUCGGCGCGGUGCUGUGUCACAUGGUCCCGUUCGCCCAGGCGCUGAGCGUGCACGUAUCGAUCCUGACGCUGACCGUCAUCGCUCUGGAGCGCUACAGGUGUAUCGUGUUCCACCUGGGCCAGCGCCUCACCUGGCGAAGCAGCCUGCUCAUCGUGGCUCUCACCUGGACGCUGUCCGCCGUGCUGGCCGGCCCGCUCGCCAUCUUCAGAGAGUACCGUCAGGAGGAGAUCCCGUCCAUCAACCUGAGGAUCUCAGUCUGCUACGAGAAGUGGCCUUACGGCAGCAGCAGAGACGGAGUCAUUUACAGCCUGUCUAUGUUUCUGCUGCAGUAUGUGCUGCCACUGUCCAUCAUCAGUUAUGCCUACAUCUGCAUCUGGGUGAAGCUGAAGAACCACGUGAGUCCAGCGAGCCGCAUCGACGCCAUCCAGCGCAGGAAGAAGACCACCAAGAUGCUGGUUAUGGUGGUUGUAGUCUUCGCCACAUGCUGGCUACCCUUCCACGUGUUUCAACUAGCCAGUGACCUAGACCUGGUCCUCAGCUUAAGACAAUACAAGCUCAUCUAUACUCUCUUCCACAUGGUAGCCAUGUGCUCCACCUUCGCUAACCCGCUCCUGUACGGCUGGAUGAAUAAGAACUACAGGAAUGGGUUCGUCAUGGUGUUCAGGUGUGAGGCUAAACCAGACAGUAUUCACCCUGAGGGAUCCUUCAGGACCCGGUCACUAAGGAGGAUGUCUCUGAAUGGAGGACACCCUCCUACGGCCGUCUGA